Molecule: messenger RNA, 4576 nt
Organism: Carassius gibelio (silver crucian carp)
Lineage: Eukaryota; Metazoa; Chordata; Actinopteri; Cypriniformes; Cyprinidae
Product: NACHT, LRR and PYD domains-containing protein 3
Exons: 13
Coding region: 242-4144 (1300 amino acids)
Molecular function (GO): protein binding
Source: RefSeq, a predicted model, not a curated record
GUAAAAGUUUUCAUAUCGGAGGACCAGACGCCAUCUCGCAGGAUUCAAAACCAGAAAAUACCUUCACACGUUACGGUACAUGCAGAGGUAAAUUAACACAGAGGAUUCAACGGCCUGAAGCCCACGGGCCUACACUGAAGACGUACAAGCAUGAAAUCAAGUCUCAUCUAGCAGGAAAAGAAGCAGAGAAGCCUGCAGAAUUUGUGUGCAUGAGAUAAAUGAGGAGAAACCUGUCUGUGAAAUGAGUCUCUAUGAGGAGAAAGAGCAGGAGGCCUCUGUUGACACUCAGAGAGCAGCAUCUCCAGGAUUCAGCUGUGUGUCUAUGAAGAGUAACAGAUCCAUGCCUCUGCCUCCUUAUCUCAGUGACGUUGAUGCUCAGAGAGCAGGGUCUUCAGGAUUCAGCUGUGUGUCUAUGAAGAGUAACAGAUCCAUGCCUCUGCCUCCUUAUCUCAGUGACGUUGAUGCUCAGAGAGCAGCAUCUCCAGGAUUCAGCUGUGUGUCUAUGAAGAGUAACAGAUCCAUGCCUCUGCCUCCUUAUCUCAGUGAUGUUGACGCUCAGAGAGCAGGGUCUCCAGGAUUCAGCUGUGUGUCUAUGAAGAGUAACAGGUCCAUGCCUCUGCCUCCUUAUCUCAGUGAUGGAGCUGCUGUGAUUUCUGACCCUGGUAUCAUCAACACGAAUAAAAAGAGAGCCACAUCUCCAGUAUCCAGCUCUGUGUCUGUGAAGAGAAACAAAUCCAUUGGUUUGUCUCCUUAUCUCAGUGAUGAACCUGCUGUGACCUCUGACCCUGUUGCUGGUAGAGCUGACCAGAUCGGAUACAUAUCCUGUCAGACCUCCACAUCCUCCUACAGUCAUAACCACAUCAGUCAUCAUGACACAGAAGCAGAUCUGCAGCUCGAUUCUCAUCAACCAGAGCAUGAUGAUCUACAGAGAGUCAAAGACCAGCACAAAACCAGCAUGAAGAACAAGUAUGAGAGCUUAUUUGAGGGAGUCAAACUACAAGAGAAUCAAACCCUCCUGAACAGGAUUUACACACAGCUGUACAUCAUAGAGGGAGAGAGUGAAGGAGUGAAUGAAGAACAUGAAGUGCUACAGAUGGAGAAAAGUUACAGGACACUCCAAGACACUCCAAUCAACUGCAAUGACAUCUUUAAUCCUUUACCUGAACCAGGAGAUGAGGAGAAGAGAAGAGAGAAGAAAGACACAAUAAAGACUGUUCUUACUAAAGGCAUCGCUGGAAUUGGAAAAACCGUCUCUGUGCAGAAGUUCAUUCUGGACUGGGCCGAGGGAAAAGCCAAUCAGGAUGUAGAUUUCAUGUUUGUGCUUACAUUUAGAGAACUGAACUUGAUUAAAGAUCAUCAGUACAGUCUUCACAGACUUCUGCUUGACUUUCAUCCUGAACUUCAAGAUCUGGACUCAAAGAUUUAUGAUGAAUGUAAAGUUGUGUUCAUCUUUGAUGGUCUGGAUGAAAGCAGAAUUACACUGAUGUUUUCAGACAGUCAGAAAGUUUCUGAUGUGACUGAGAUUUCAUCAGUGGGUGUGUUGAUGUCAAACCUCCUGAGAGGAGAUCUGCUUCCCUCUGCUCUCAUCUGGAUCACCACCAGACCAGCAGCAGCCAAUCAGAUCCCCUCCAACUACAUCAACCGUGUGACAGAGAUUCAGGGAUUCAAUGACCCUCAGAAGGAGGAAUAUUUCAGGAAGAGAAUCAGUGACGAGCAUCAAGCCAGCAGAAUCAUCUCACACAUCAGAAGAGCAAGAAGCCUCCACAUCAUGUGUCACAUACCCGUCUUCUGCUGGAUCUCAUCCACUGUGCUUCAAAACAUCCUGAAACAAGAUCUCAGUGCAGAAAUCCCUCAAACUCUGACUGAAAUGUACAUCUACUUCCUGCUCAUUCAAACAAAGAUGAGGAACCAGAAGUAUGAAGAGAGACAUCCAGAGAAACUCCUGCAGUCCAACAGAGAAGUGAUUGUGAAACUUGCUGAACUGGCUUUCAAUCAGCUGACGAAGGGCAAUGUGAUGUUUUAUGAGGAGGACCUGAGAGAGAGCGGCAUAGACGUCACUGACGCCUCAGUGUAUUCUGGGAUCUGCACUGAGAUCUUUAGAGAGGAAUCUGUGAUUUAUCAGAGGAAGGUUUACAGCUUUGUACAUCUGAGCUUUCAGGAGUUUUUUGCAGCACUGUUUGUGUUUUUCUGCUAUUUAAACAAGAACAGUGAGGUUCUGAAGAUGUUCCUGACAGGAAAGUCCAGAACUCAGAGUGUUUCUCUGGAUGUGUUUCUGAAAGGAGCAAUGAAUAAAGCCUUAAAGAGUAAAACUGGACACCUGGAUCUCUUCCUUCGGUUUCUUCAUGGCGUCUCACUGGAGUCCAAUCAGAGACUCUUACAGGAAGUACUGAUACACACAGAGAACAACCCAGAGAACAUCAAAAAAAUAACCCAAAACCUCAAACGAGGUCAGAAAAAUAACGUCAGUCCUGACAGAUGGAUAAAUCUGUCACAUUGCUUGAUUGAGAUGAAGGAUAACUCAGUUGUUGAAGAAAUGCAGGCAUUUUUAAAUUCUGGAAAUACAAGUAAAAGUCUUUCUCUUGCACAAUGUUCAACUUUGGCAAACAUAAUCCUGAUGUCAGAGGAGGUGCUGGAUGAGUUUGAGCUUAAAAAAUUCACCACUAAAUCAAAAGAUGGGAGACAGAGACUGUUACCUGCUCUGAGGAACUGCAGAAAAGCUCUAUUGACAGGCUGUGAUCUCACUGAUCAACACUGUGAAAUCGUAGCUUCAGUUUUACAAUCAUCAAACUCCCUGAGAGAGCUGGACCUGAGUAAAAGUCAUCUGCAGGAUUCAGGAGUGAAGCUGCUCUCUGCUGGACUGAAGAGUCCAAACUGUCAACUCAACAAACUGAGAUUGUCCAGCUGUAAUCUCACUGAUCAGUGCUAUGAGAUUUUGGCUUCAGCUCUACAAUCAUCAGACUCCUCCCCGCGAGAGCUGGACCUGAGUAACAAUGACCUGCAGGGUUCAAGAGUAGAGCACCUAUGUGCUGGACUGAAGAAUCCAAACUGUCAAUUCAACAUACUGAGAUUGGUUGACUGCAAACUCACUGAUCAGUGCUGUAAACCUGUUGCUUCAGUUUUACAAUCAUCAAACUCCCUGAGAGAGCUGGACCUGAGUAACAAUCAUCUGCAGGAUUCAGGAGUGGAGCUGCUCUCUGCUGGACUGAAGAGUUUAAACUGUCAACUCAACAUACUGAGAUUGGCUGAAUGCAAACUCACUGAUCAGUGCUGUAAACCUGUUGCUUCAGUUUUACAAUCAUCAAACUCCCUGAGAGAGCUGGACCUGAGUAACAAUCAUCUGCAGGAUUCAGGAGUGGAGCUGCUCUCUGCUGGACUGAAGAGUUUAAACUGUCAACUCAACAAACUGAGGUUAUCUCAGUGUUUGGUGACAGCAGAAGGAUGUGCUGCUCUGGCAUCAGCUCUGAGUUUAAACCCAUCACACCUGAGAGAGCUGGAUCUGAGCUACAAUCACCCAGGAGAAUCAGGAGUGAAGCUACUCAGCCACCUGGAAAAACUCAAUGUGGAUCAUGGAGGAGUGUUUAUGAUCACAUCAAGACGCCACAAAUACGCCUGUGAUCUCACACUGGAUCCAAACACAGCAUACACUCGACUCGUUCUGUCUGAGGAGAACAGAAAGGUGACGCUUGUCUCUGAGGAUCAGUCGUAUCCUGAUCAUCCCGACAGAUUUGAUUAUUGGGGUCAGGUUGUGUGUUCAGAGAGACUGACUGGACGCUGUUACUGGGAGACUGAAUGGAGCGGAGUAGCUGAAAUAGCAGUGUGUUAUAAAGAAAUCCAGAGGAAAGGAUCGAGUUAUGAAAGUAGGUUUGGAUAUAAUGAUAUCUCCUGGAGUCUUGACUGCUCUGGUCAAGGAUUCACUGCUCGUCACAAUCGUAAAGAGACUCGUAUCUCUGUUUCUCCAGACUCCUGUAAGAGAGUCGCAGUGUUUCUGGACGAGUCGAGCGGCUCUCUGUCCUUCUACAGCGUCUCUGACACACACACACUCACACACUUACACACAUUCACACACACAUUCACUCAACCUCUACUCGCUGGAUUUAACCUUUAUACAAACUCUUCAGUGUCUCUGUGUCACAUUAAACACUAAACACUCACACACACACACACACUCACACACUUACACACACACACACACACACAUUAGUACACACAGGUUGAGUGUGUAAUGAUGUGAAAGUGUGUGUUUUAAUCUGAACUCCUGUGAAUCUCAUCUUCAGGAAGUUGAACAUCAGUUUCCUGUUUCUGAUCAUCAUGAAGAUGUUUCUGUCACACACACAAACAGACAAAUACACAAGUGUGUGUGUGGAAUCAGCUCAUAUUUACACUGCUCUUUCAUAUUUCUCUGACUCUAUUUUCACGAGUUCACGUCAUUGUAGUGUAAUAGAGUUCAGAAUAAAAUUACUUCUUCAUCAUCAUUAUUCAUAUUAUUAUAAUUAUCAUGUGUCUGAAACCUACAUUCAAAGAACUGCUGGAGAAAAGUGUUUAUGCAGCUGUACAUUAAAAACAUUAAUGUGAAGAA